UUUGGAGUCCGGGGUAGAAAUAGAAGCAUAAAUACAGUGUCAGUCUGCAACUGCAAGGAAAGAGAGAGAGGGAGUCUCCUUUUAGCUUGUCGAACACGCCCUUGCUUUCCCUUUCGUUCUCGUUUUCCCUCACGCUGAUUUCGCCCGAUCGUCUGCGCUAGAGAUGAACUCGAGGAAAGGGAUUGGGAAUCCUUCUGGUGCAGUUACUUCUGAUCCGUCAGUCAAAGGCGAAAGCAAAGCAGAUGUAUCUAACUCUAGCAUUGAUCAAUUAUCCCGGGGUGUUUCGGAUAUGAAUAUAAACCCUACAAACGAUGAUGGAUGGGAAGAGUACGGAAAAAAAUCAAAGAACAAAAACAAGAAUAAUGCUUCAAGACAGUUGGUUCCCCAGCAUUCCACCCCUAAGGCAUGGGGUCAUGCUGACACUGUGCAGAAACUUGGCUUCAGAACUAAUGGAGGGCUUGGACAGGGCUCCGGCAGAGGUUAUACUAGACAACAGCCAUCUGGCCGUAAUCCUAACUCUGAUUAUGAUGCAGCACCACCAGUAUGGAACACUAGAGCCGCUUCUUUUCAGCCCUCAGCUCAAGCAGCUGAUAAUCAGGCCUUUGAUGAAGUUGACGAUGAUGAUGAGUCAGAUGGUAUUGAUGACUCAGAUGAUGAUCUGAGUGAUGGAUUUGCUUCAGAUGAAAGCCAUAAAAGUCAUGAAACGAAAAAAAAGAACAAGUGGUUUAAGGAGCUUUUUCAGUGCUUGGACAAUUUAACUGUUAAGGAGAUUAAUGAGCCUGAGAGGCAGUGGCAUUGCCCAGCAUGCCAAGGAGGACCCGGUGCUAUUGACUGGUACCGUGGCUUGCAACCCCUAAUCACACAUGCCAAAACCAAAAGAUCCAAAAGGAUGAAGCUACACAGAGAGCUUGCUGAAAUAUUGGAUGAGGAACUUAAAAGAAGGGGAACAUCAGCAGUACCAGCUGGUGAGGUAUUCGGAAAGUGGAAAGGUCUGGAUGAGAGAGCUGAUAAAGAAAUUGUUUGGCCUCCCAUGGUGGUAAUUAUGAACACCAAGCUUGACAAAGAUGAUAAUGACAGAUGGAUUGGCAUGGGCAAUCAAGAGCUGCUUGAUUAUUUCAGUGAUUAUUCUGCAAUCAGGGCACGCCAUUCUUAUGGACCACAAGGGCACCGUGGCAUGAGUCUGUUAAUUUUUGAGGCCUCAGCAGUGGGAUAUGCAGAAGCUGAACGCUUGAGCGGACACUUUGAAGUCCAUUCCCGAGAUAGGUUUGCUUGGAAUAGAAAUAAGGUUCCGUUUUACCCUGGAGGCCAGCGGCAACUAUAUGGGUACAUGGCCGAAAAACAUGAUAUGGAGAGCUUUAAUCAACAUUCUCAAGGUAAGGCCAAACUGAAAUAUGAGAUGCGAUCCUAUCAAGAAGUAGUUGUAAAGCAAAUGAAGCAGAUGAGUGAUGAUAAUCAGCAGCUCACAUGGUUUAAGAACAAAGUUGUCAAAGAACAGACAAGCAAGAAAGCCCUUGAGGAGUCUUUUGGAAAACUGAGUGAAAAGCUGCGGAGGACUAUGCAAGAGAAUCAAGUAGUGAAACUUAGGACACAAAAGCAUCAUGAACAAAACAAAGAAGAGAUGGAUAAUCAGGAGCAAUUCUACAAAGACCACAUCCAACAGCUGUAUGAUGCUAGAAAUGCGAAGGAGGAAAACUUUGAGAAGAUACAACAACUUGAACGUGAAAAAGCAACUCAUUCCGAGGCAAAUCUUUCUUCUGCUGAAGAGCGAGCACGCAGGAGCGAAGAGCUUUCGAGAUUCAUUCAGCUGCAGGACCAAGAGUUGGAGGAGUUUAAGAGUAAGAGGGAUAAGCUAAUGGAGGCCCAUGAAGAGCAAAAAUUGGAACUGAAGCGCAAGUACAGGGCUGAAGAGAUGGAGCUUGAGAAGAAGUUUGAUGAGGAUUACAAUAAGCUGUUGGGGGAAUACACUCCCGCUGAUUCCAAGUAGCCCAUCAAUUUCUUCUACGCUUCCCAAACUUUGCUUUUUAGCCAUCUAGAAUUAUGUGAACCGUCCCUUGCCUUGCAGCUAUUAGAGUUUAUCGGAGAUAGGCUAUUUUGUAACUGGUGCUUUAAACAUAUGUGUAGUGCCUUUAUAUUCUACUAUCUCUCACAUUAAAAAUGGUUUGUAUUUGAUUUUAAGUUCCAUUAUAAGUGGUUUGUUUUCAUAAAUACUAAAAUUAAUUCAUAAAAAAGUGUAGUUCUUAUUAUUUUAAUCAUUUUAUAUCUUCUUUUUUUUAAUUUUACGUGCAAUAAAGUAACCCGUCACUUUUAAUGGGA
Salvia miltiorrhiza (redroot sage) is the source of this 2313-nucleotide messenger RNA. RefSeq names its product protein SUPPRESSOR OF GENE SILENCING 3-like. NCBI's taxonomy places the organism in Eukaryota, Viridiplantae, Streptophyta, Magnoliopsida, Lamiales, Lamiaceae. The transcript is spliced from 6 exons. The coding region runs from base 164 to 1984 and encodes 606 amino acids. The record is from RefSeq and is a predicted model, not a curated record. Gene Ontology annotation, biological process: regulatory ncRNA-mediated gene silencing; defense response to virus.